AUGGAGCAACAGGUCCUUCAGCUGUUACAAGCCACUACAAUACCUGACACGAACACGAUCAAGCGAGCUGAACAGUCACUGAGAGACCUUUAUCGACAGCCUGACUACCCAUUUGCUCUCCUUCACAUCACAACCCAUUCGGAAAUCGAUGGGGGCCUUAGGAAGGCUGCUCUCACCGCUCUGCGAAAUUACAUCAAUGCUACCUGGUCACCUACAUUUGAGGAGUCGACCUCACAAGGUCUCUUCUUGACCGACGAGGCACGCACGCAAGUUCGCAGUCAAAUUCUUGCCAUAUGUACAAGUCCUUCUGCAUCCAAUGACAUCAACCAGAACUUAGCAGCGAGCGUUGUCUCAAAGAUUGCAUCUGCCGACUUUCCAGACGACUGGCCUGAACUCUUUCCUCAUCUCAUCAGUGUGAUCAACACAAGUUCCUCCGAUGCUGCGGUUGUAGGUGCGCUGCGUGUUCUACACGAACUUGUCGAUUCUGGCCUCAGCGACGAACAGUUUUUCGGCGUGGCACGAGAACUGGUGAAUGGUUUACAGCAUGUUGCAGUUGAUACUGGUCACGGUCAAGUGGUUCAAGCAAUGGCGUUGAGGGUGCUAGGAGCAUGCUUCGACAACUUGGAACAGGUACUCCAAACCGAGCAUGCCCCUGCCGUCAAAGCAUUCCUCAAUGAGUCUAUGCAAAAAUGGAUGUCAUAUUUCAUGGGUACUCUGAAACAACCGCUGCCUGAGGUGAGCAUGGCCGAUUCACAAAACGACACCAAUACCGUUAUCAGCAGAUGGAAAGAUUUUGUGGCUGUCAAAACACAAGUCAUACAGAUGCUCGUCAAGGUGAAGAAAGUUUAUACUGCAAGCUUGACUCCUCAUGUCUUCGAACUCUUCCAAAUCAUCUGGGAAGACCUUACAAGAUCGUCACCUGCUUAUACACAACUCUUUGUGGAGAGCGAUGGUGAGGGUAAGCUUGUUGAUGCAGAUGGACUAUCGUACACUCUUGAUGCGCUGGUUAUUGAAGCCAUUGACUUCUUGAGCUCGAUACUUAAAGCCAAGGCAGUUCGUACGGAACUCAAUAGACAGCCACAACAGGCCGGGACAGAGCAGCAUGCUACGCCUUGGCUACAGGAACUCCUGCGAGUCAUGGUUGACUAUGCUGUGAUUCCGAAGGAGGAGGAGCAGAUGUGGCAGUUGGACGCCAAUAUAUACCUAUCUGAGACAACGUCGCAAACCGCAAAUUACACUCCCAGAACGGCAUGCGCUGAAUUAAUUACGCAAACUUUGAUGGAAUGGAUGAGUUCGACAAUAGUGCACGCGCUGGUUCAAUUUAUUGGCAUUUCACAGUCUGCACCGACCACAACGUGGAAAACCUGCGAAUCAGCUUUCUAUCUGCUGAACCAGGCCAUCAAAGAGCUCAAGAGUCUCGACAUUACUCUUGAUCAGGAGACAACCACACACAUACUGCAGCAGACCUCGGCCUAUACCAAUGAUCCCAACCCGUUUUUGAAAGGAGGAGCCCACCUCACAUUAAGCUCAGUUUUUGCUGUUGCACCCGAUGGAUUCAACGAAGCUGCGAUCAAGUCUCUGGCCAGUGCAAUCACGUCCUUUGGACAGGAUGAUUCUGAAGUCGUGAACGCAUGUGGUCUCAUUGCCAUCACUCAGUAUCUGGAAGUCCUUCCAUCAGCUACCACCAAGCCUUACCAAGCGACAAUCGUCGAGUCUAUCAGAAAUUACCUUUCCCAGUAUGACCUUCAAGACGACCUUGAAGAUUCAGAUGACAUCAAGUCGGCAUUGAUAAUCAUGCUAAGGGACGCUAUGCUUCUUGAUACAGUCAAAGUUUACGAGACACCAGCUUUAGACCUCUUCUUCAACCUAGCGUCCGAUGGUGCUGGCAAUUUCAUGAUCUGCGAUCUGCUCACUGAGACGUUCGAGCUUCUUGUUCAAUCUGUGGCAAACCAAGGUACCCGUGCUUACAUCAAGCUUUGCGAAAAAGUCAUUCCAUCUCUCAGUGGUGCUUUCCAUAUCAGCUCAUUACGAGGCGAACCUAACCUUGCCGAGCUCGCUUCAGAACUGGUGUCCAAGCUUGCUGAGUUUGGUUCUGACCCUUUACCGGAAGGGUUCAUCAGUGUUCUGAUGCCGCCCCUCCAGUCAAUAUUGAUGCAAGCGACAGACGGUUCGGUCAUCCGACCAGCAACAACAGCAGUGUCGCACAUGCUCAAUAAAGGGACGUCUCAAUUCCUGGCAUGGAACCACGAAGGCAAAUCGUCCGUCGAGUUGUCUCUGACCAUCGUGGACCGCCUCAUAUCAUCUCCCGACAUCGAGGAAUCCGCAGCAGACGAAGUAGGAUCGCUCGCCUCGUCAUUAAUCGACAAAUGCGGCGCCGAAGUACUCGGCUCCUAUCUCUCCGACCUCCUCCGCGCAGUCGCUGUCCGCCUAGCCACUGCGGAACGAAUCCCAUUCAUCCAAUCGCUACUCAUGGUCUUCGCCAGUCUAGCCAUCAAAGUCCCCCGCGACGUCGUCAACUUCCUCCAAGACAUCAACAUCAACGGCCGAUCCGGCCUCAACGUCGUCAUGACCAAAUGGCUCGACAACUCCGUGCAUUUCGCUGGCUUCGAAGAAAUCCGGCUGAAUUGCAUCGCUCUCUCAAAAAUCUACAGCCUCCACGACUCGCGAAUCGAAUCCAUCACCGUCAAAGGCGAUCUCAUCGUCGUUGAGACGGGCCGCAUCAAGACUCGAUCACAAGCACGCCUCAACCCAGAUACAUACACCUCCAUCUCCGCGCCUCUCAAAAUCCUCAAAUUGCUAAUCGACGAGCUCAAAAACGCCGCAACAUCCCAAUUCACCAACCUGGCCGCCGCCCGUGCCGCCGCCGAAGCCCUCGACGACGAAGACGAUGACGCAGACUCUCUCGCCAGCAACGACGGGGACGCAGACGGAGACGACUGGGAAGACCUCGCAACGACAGGGGACGGCAGUCUAGACCUGGGAUCUGCAAAGGUGAGAUCCGAACUCAUGGGUCUUGCUGGUGAAGGGGGUGGGCUCGGCUCUUCGAGUAAUGUUGAUCGAAUACGGGAUGAUCAGUCUGUGGAAUAUCUGAUUAGUUGGUUCAAGGAGGAGGCGGGUAAGCAGGGGUUUUCGGACAUGUUUGCACAGCUUAAGGCUGAAGAGCAGAAAGUGUUGCAGGAUCUGGUCAGAUGA
Molecule: messenger RNA, 3192 nt
Organism: Lithohypha guttulata
Lineage: Eukaryota; Fungi; Ascomycota; Eurotiomycetes; Chaetothyriales; Trichomeriaceae
Exons: 3
Coding region: 1-3192 (1063 amino acids)
Biological process (GO): protein import into nucleus
Cellular component (GO): cytosol; nuclear envelope
Molecular function (GO): small GTPase binding
Source: RefSeq, a predicted model, not a curated record